Messenger RNA from Aspergillus uvarum CBS 121591, 1823 nucleotides. Its product is annotated as WD domain protein. Lineage: Eukaryota; Fungi; Ascomycota; Eurotiomycetes; Eurotiales; Aspergillaceae. Gene Ontology annotation, cellular component: nucleus. Bases 1 to 1662 code for a protein of 553 amino acids. Gene Ontology annotation, molecular function: DNA binding; protein binding. The record is from RefSeq and is a predicted model, not a curated record. The transcript has 3 exons. Gene Ontology annotation, biological process: regulation of DNA damage checkpoint.
AUGGGUGAGGAGAUCUCCGACUUCGAAAAGCAGCGUCUGGCCAACAUCGCCGAACGCGAUGCGCUCCUCAAGAAGCUCUCCCUGGAGGCGCAGUCCUCGGGGCUCUUCCCACCCAAGAUGCAGCCUUCCAGGACGCCUUCAUCGCGGGAUCAGUCCGCUCGCGCGAAGAAGAAAACGCCCGUGAAGCGCGUCAAACAGGAGGAGGCGUCGCCGGUGCCGCGUCGGAUGUCGUCGCGGCUGAGGGGCAUCGCGGCGGAGAGCGAGGUUGCCAAGCGGAAAGCGGAGGAGCAGGAUGCGGCGCUGCAGGCGGCGGAGCGGGCGAAGCGCGUGCGCAAGUCGGACGCCUUCUCGUUCAACGAGAUGGUGGUGUAUGGGCAGAAGCUCUCCGGGGAUAGUCUGAUCGGGGUGGAUGUGGUCACCAAGGGCGUAGCGAUGCCGUACCAGCGCACGUUUGACGAGGAUGAUAUCGAGCAGACGACGGAUAAAGAUCUCAAAGCAUUGAGGGAGGAGAUGAGCGGAUUGAAGCUGUGGGAGGCGUGGGAGCCUAACCGCAUCAAGCUCACCCCGGAGAGAGUUUACACUAUGGCCUUUCACCCGACUGAGACAAAGCCCCUUCUCUUUGCUGGCGACAAAUUGGGCCACAUUGGCAUUCUCGAUGCAUCGCAAGAACGGACCAACGCGAUCAAGGCCGAGGAAUCCGGCGACGAGGACGAGGACGAUGAUGACCUCGACCCCAGCUUCACCACCCUCAAACCGCACACUCGCACCAUCAGCUCCAUCUACAUCCAUCCUUCCACCCCAACCCGCAUUUACACCGCCAGCUACGACAGCAGCAUCCGCGCGACCGACCUCGAGAAGUCCACCAGCGUCGAGCAAUACGCCCCCGAAUCCACGUCCGACGACGUCCCCAUCUCGGGCCUCGACAUGGCUGCCGACGACCCGCACGUCCUCUAUUGGACGACCCUAGACGGUGAAUUCGGGCGCUACGACACACGUCUCGAUCGCUCGAAAUCGCAAUCCGUGACCACCUGGCGUCUCGCCGAAAAGAAGAUCGGAGGAUUCUCUCUCUACCCCGCGCGACCCCAUUACUUCGCAACUGCCUCGCUCGAUCGGUCCAUGCGCCUCUGGGAUCUCCGCAUGCUGCAAGCCCCCACAAAAGCCGCUGGACGGUCCACCCGACGCCAGGUACAAGAGGAAGACGACGAGCAGUCGUCCUGGGUUCCCGUCGGCGAGCACUACAGUCGACUCUCCGUGUCACACGCUGCCUUUAACAGUGCCGGCCAGAUUGCCACCUCCUCGUACGACGAUACCAUCAAGAUUUACGAUCUUGGCGGCCCCAAGGGAAUCAACACGUGGAAGCAAGGCCAUACACUCUCCGAAGAGGAGUUGAAGCCCCAAACAGUCGUCAGGCAUAAUUGCCAGACAGGACGAUGGGUGACUAUCCUUCGCCCGCAAUGGCAACAAAACCCCCAAUCCCCCAUCCAGCGCUUCUGCAUUGGCAACAUGAACCGCUUCGUCGACGUCUACAGCGCCUCCGGGGAUCAACUGGCCCAGCUCGGCGGCGAGGGCAUCACGGCCGUCCCCGCGGUGGCGGUCUUCCAUCGGAGUAAGAACUGGGUGGCGGGCGGUACGGCAAGCGGGAAGAUCUGCUUGUGGAUGUAGUCGAGCCUUGGACGAUUGGCCGCGUGUCUCGGUUUGAGGUGAUUCUGGUUUUCACGUUGGCGGCGGCUCUUGUUGGAUGUACUGUAGAUCUGUAAAUAAUCGUGUUAGCAUAUUCGGAUUUUGUAAGCGGGGUUGAGCUUUGGCAUGGCAGUCUGUGGCUU